AUGACUCAUAAACUUAGGAUUCAUCCAACAUCUGUAAACAAUGGUGUCGGUGAUUCUAGUGCCUACAUUACUAUUGGUAGUAAUCUGACCAAAACACUUGUUAUUUCUAAACAACCAGGUCUCAUAAACCGCUUCCGUGAACGCAUAUUUGAUGAUCUUAGCUUUGUUUCUCUUACUCUUGAACUUCUUGAUUAUCCAAUUCAACUCCUCGUUCCAUCCACCUGGAGAAUGUGGAACAUCAAGCCAAUCAAGGGUUUGUUUCCAGAAUUGACACAAUACCUUACAUUGGAAGAAUAUAUGCUGAAUGGACUCUUUUUCUUUACAGAAACAACAAGUGUCAUCAUUGAGCAUCCCAAAUCGCAUAAGUCUCUCUUUUGUUCCUAUUCUCUCAUGACAAGUCAUCCAAAGGAUAAACCAGGCUCUCGGACGAGCCAUGUUACCUUUGAAAAGAUAUCUCCACUUAACCUCCUGGAACUGGUGAUUUAG
Molecule: messenger RNA, 486 nt
Organism: Vicia faba (fava bean)
Lineage: Eukaryota; Viridiplantae; Streptophyta; Magnoliopsida; Fabales; Fabaceae
Source: the annotation of a GenBank genome assembly